This is a messenger RNA of Penicillium atrosanguineum, 2703 nucleotides long. Its product is annotated as putative DNA mismatch repair protein. Gene Ontology annotation, biological process: mismatch repair. Gene Ontology annotation, molecular function: ATP binding; ATP hydrolysis activity; ATP-dependent DNA damage sensor activity. Lineage: Eukaryota; Fungi; Ascomycota; Eurotiomycetes; Eurotiales; Aspergillaceae. Gene Ontology annotation, cellular component: MutLalpha complex. The record is from RefSeq and is a predicted model, not a curated record. The transcript is spliced from 2 exons. Bases 1 to 2703 code for a protein of 900 amino acids.
AUGCCGAUCGUGGCUCUUCCCCAGACCACAGUCCGCGCGAUUGGAUCUACAUCUGUCAUCUCUGAUUCCUGCUCCGUAGUCAAGGAACUGAUUGACAAUGCAUUGGAUGCCUCUGCAACAUCCCUGCAGGUCGAGCUCUCUCUGAACACACUCGACGUGAUCCAGGUUAAAGACAAUGGCCAUGGAAUUCCUACUGAGGAUCAUUCGAGCGUCUGCAAACACACCUUCACCAGCAAGAUUCAGACUGUGGAUGACUUGAAAAAUGUCGGAGGCUCGUCGUUUGGCUUCCGUGGAGAGGCCUUGGCGAGUGUGGCGGAGAUGUCGGGCGGCGUUACUGUCAGUACGCGGUCCGCUUCGGAGGUGACGGGGACAUGUCUAAAGUAUGCGAGGGAUGGAUCGCUCUCAAGCUGUACGCGCACGUCUCAUCCAGCUGGGACGACGCUGCGUGUAACUGAUUUCCUCAAGUAUAUACCUGUUCGCAGGCAGACGGCGCUCAAAGACGCGACAAAAACUUUGACCAGGAUCAAGAAGCUUCUUCAAGCUUACGCCUUUGCUCACCCUGUCUUGAGAUUCUCAAUAAAAGUGCUUAAGGCCAAGAAUGAGAACAACAACUGGACAUACGCGCCAAGUGCCGAUACAGAGAUCGUCGAUGCAGCAAUCAAAAUCGUCGGAAGGGAUGUAACAGCAUGUUGCGUUGUCAAGAAAUUUCCAUCCGAUUCAUUGGACCCAAGUGGCUAUGAGUUGCUUGCCUUCCUUCCAAAGGCAAACGCCGGUAUGCAAGCCCUCGAUCGCAAUUACGCCCGACUAAUAGUUAGAGCAGAGAUCAUCAAAGCCAACAAUCAAGGACAGUUCGUCAGCGUUGAUGGGCGUCCCCUAUCCGUGAGUCGGGGGCUUGGCUUGGAUAUCGCCAAACUCUUCAAAUCCUAUGCCCGUGCCGCUGCAUUACGAAAUGAAGCGGCAAAGUCGAUCACGGAUCCAUUCCUAUACCUUCAACUGAAGUGUCCACAAGGAAGCUACGAUGUUAACAUCGAACCUGGCAAAGAUGACGUGUUAUUUGAGGAUCGGGAGCUCCUAUUUGGUAUGCUGGAGAGUUUCUUUUGCUACCAUUACGGACCAUUGCAAACUGCUCAGAAGGCGAGCCCCAAGAAAGCACAGAAACCAUUUGCAGCCACUCAGAGGAACAGUGGUUUCGAGAUCCUCAUGUCCCGAACGCGCCCCGCGGCCCCCUCCAGCCAAACUCCAAGGCCAGAGGUCCCCGCCAGUGUUGCUCCUGCAAGCCCCCUGUCUGAACGAAUCGGUCAAUCGUCUGGGCCUUUAUCACCUGACAACUCUCGCGAUGACGCAUAUCAGAGUGCUACUGGUGAUCACACAGCCAUCACGGAAUGUCGAGGUUCGCGAUUCAUCAAUCCCUGGUCCAUUUCAAGAAUCAACGCUUCGUUUGAAACUCCACAGAGACAGCACAAUCCUCGGUCAAGCGGAUCUCGCACUCCCUUUCAGACACACCAACAUACCGACGGCCAACAGAAUGCAGCAACGAGACCCAAUUACGGGUCACCUCCCGAGAGCCCUGAAUUGAUCUCUUCCGCUCUCAGGCCUGCAUCGAUCUCUCCGAUGGUAUAUCAGCACCGACCUCUGCCAUCCGUGGGAUCAUCACCUGAGACUGCGUCUGCCGCCAACAGUGCCCAAAAAGCAGAACGGCAGCGUGACAAAGAGCGAUACGGGAAUGGCGCGCUCGAUACCUGGUUUCAGCGCACUACAGGAGCUUCGUUGACUCAAGAACUAGCAAAACCAAUGGCUGAGCAGGAUGUUCAAAUUCCCACAUUGUCCCAGCUUGCACAAGAGAGGUUUCAACCUCACCGGGCUAUAACCGGCAGUGCAGUUUCUGAUCUGGAAGCCCGUGAAGCGGAAGGCGACCCCUCCGAGGAUGCGGAGUCUCAGCUUUUUCCUGAAGAAGAUGGUGCCUUGCCCUCAGAUCAAAGUCAGGAACAAGAAGGUUCCAUGAAUAGUGGGCGAGGGUUUCCGGUGCUAGAGAAAUGGGCUGCGAGUCUUCACAAAGGCUUCAAUCCCGAUUCAAGUCUUGAUUUGGAAUGGGCGCUCGACUUUGAAAAGCGCAAGAAAGAAGCAAACCAGAGAAGUCGUACACGCCCCGCGGGUCGCGACUGCCAAAAAAGCUCUCAAAAUACCACUUCCGUCGGUCCAUCUCCCCACAAAAACAGAUAUUUUGCUGCAAAGGCAGCAUUGGCAGCCGAUCAACCUGUGGUAGCCGAGACAGAUUCGGCAUUAUCACUCUCUGCAAAUGAUCCAAGAGCCUAUAUGAUGCGUUAUCAAAACCCGCCCGAGGCUGGAGAAACAGCCAAGAAUAGUGCGGCUGUACGACGGCUUCAUACGAAUCGACUGCCAUUUGAACGUACACCAGAAGAAUACAAUACCCACGACAUCUGCCUUCCAAUGUCCUCUGACCUGUCGCUCAUGUUCAAGUCAUUAAAUUUGACGUGUUCAGUCGACACAUAUACCCAGUUUGGAGAAGAAGCCGAAGUCUUUCCUGAGUCCAAUACCGAAUCCGUUCUAUCCUUCUGGAAUCAGCGUUUAAUCACGCUUGUCAACGAAAACUAUACGACUGGCGACAAUCUGACAUGUCCUGAAUGGCAAGUUGAUCUUCCUUCUAUCAUGGAGAAGCAUUUGAACCGAUUUUCCUCGAGUUAA